This is a messenger RNA of Oenanthe melanoleuca, 3796 nucleotides long. It is a transcript of the gene IL4R, whose product is annotated as interleukin 4 receptor. Gene Ontology annotation, cellular component: membrane; external side of plasma membrane. The record is from RefSeq and is a predicted model, not a curated record. Gene Ontology annotation, molecular function: protein binding; cytokine receptor activity. Lineage: Eukaryota; Metazoa; Chordata; Aves; Passeriformes; Muscicapidae. Gene Ontology annotation, biological process: cytokine-mediated signaling pathway; production of molecular mediator involved in inflammatory response. The coding region runs from base 278 to 2671 and encodes 797 amino acids. The transcript has 10 exons.
UCGGCCGGGCGGGGAUCCCGGGCCCGUCCCGUGCGGCGGCUCCGGCUGCAGCCCGCGGCCGGAAUCGCUUCUCUUUCCUUGAGGCUCUGAGCUCGGGCGCUGCUGUGACAAUACUUUAGACUUUAGCCGUGUAAUUGUCCGGGGCGCCGCUCCCGCCGUGCCCGGCCCGCGGAGCCCGGAAGGGGCGGCUCUCGUCGGGCGGCAUCGCGCUCCGCUCGGGUUUUCUCUUCAAGAACUGCAGCACAGUUUUUCCUACUGCACCUGACCAUUGUCAAUAAUGGCAAGACUCCCAAGAGCUGCACCAUAUACCCUGUGGAUCGUUCUUCUUUCAUAUACAACAAAUGCAGUUGUGACUGCAGGACACGUGCAAGAAUUUGCAUGCUUCACUGACUAUGACAAAGAGCUGGUUUGUCACUGGGAGGUGCCUGCACCAACCAAUUGCUCCAAAGAAUUCCUGCUCUACUACAGCAAGGAAACUUCUUCUGUGUUAAACAUGUGUGUUCCUGAGAAUGAAAAAGACAGUUUAAGGUGCACUUGUACAAUAUAUCCAGAUUAUUUUGUAUCAGGCCUCACAUAUAUUCUAGCCCUACAAUUCAAUGGCACUGAUACGUGGAAUUUCAAUGUUACACCAGCCCUUGUUGUUAAGCCAAGGGCCCCCAAAAAUCUUGCCAUUGAGCAAGCUGAAAAUGGUAACUUCAACCUGAGCUGGGAGGAGAGCCACUCUCAUUCAUCCUUGCUCUCUGGACAGCCAGUCAUCUAUGAAGUGAAGUACUGGAGGAAGCAGCACCCCACAGAGGUUUCUGUUAAAGCAAUUAACUACCAGGCAAAGAGCUUUGAAAUCACUGCCAGCUCCUUGAAGAGAGGCUAUGAUUAUGUUGCAAGUCUCAGGUGUAACUACAUGGACUUCCCAGCCUUCUGGAGUGAAUGGAGUGAAGAAGUUGAAUUUCACUAUGAUUACCAGGUGAAGGCUGAGGACAUUCUGCAGAUGGCUGUGCCCACAUCCUGCAUACUGAUCAUGGCAGGAUCUGUAAUCUGUUACUUCUGUUUCAGCAAGGUGAAGAAAGAAUGGUGGGAUCAAAUCCCAAAUCCAGCAAAGAGCCAUUUGGUUGCAAAAAAUGUCAAGUUUUCAGUUUCGUGCCACUUUGAUGAAAUUAAGUUCCCAUUCCAUGACUUAAAGCAGAGUCAUUUGGAACAACAAAUAAGUUGCAAGAACUGUCUGGCUCAAAGUUUGUCAAGCCAAAACUUCAAGGGAAAAGAUAACAUCAGAAAUGUUGAGAAAUCUUGCAGUUGCCACAGCCAGUCUGGAGAGUGGCUGCCAAAAGGCAGCAGUGCAGUUUUAACCCCUGAUGCAAUUCCAGUGGAAGAGUGUGUAGAAAUCUGUGUGUGUUUGACAGACAGUGAAACUGAGAGCCAAGAAGAAACUGGCAGCCAGGUCAGCGUGUUUGAGCCCUGUGAAGGCAGCACUGGUGCUUUCAGAGAGCACAAUGAGUUACUGGCUAACAUGUUUGAUGCACUCCUGGCAGAUGAAAAUAACAUGCAAGACAAUAAGGGCCCCAACAUCCCCACAGCUGAGAAGAAAACCUUAAAGAACAUUGGGUCAGAAAAUCCAUCACAGCAAAACCCAAAAGAAAGUCCAGCCCAGAGUCUGCAACCAUGUGAUAUUUCUCAUACAGCUCCCCUUUUCACCAGAGCCUCUAAAGAUGACUACAAUUGUAGUACAGCCAGCAAAGAGUCAGAACUAUCAGAAGAAUCCUUUGAAUCUGGCUAUCAGAGCUCCAGUAUAAAUUCUGCUUCUCUGGAUGCAAGAGAUCUUCAACAAAUGGUUCAUCAAAGCCUUUUUCUGUGUGGUUCUGAAAGUGAGCUUGACUCUUGUGUCCUGAUCCAGGACUCUACAGAUAAAUCAUUGUCCAGAACCAAAACAGACAGAAUGAACAGCCCUGCAGACAAGAGUUUUGAUAGCUUUGUGCCUGAGUCCGUGGGUCUGUGUGGUUCUGGCUACAAGAGCUGUGACACCCUCUUGUCUCCAUGCCCAGAGCCCUGUGGCUCUGCCUACAGGAGCUUCAGUGUGCUGGUGUCUGCAGGCAGGGAGCCCAGCAGCUCUGCCUACAGGAGCUUCAGUGCCCUGGUGUCCCAGCCUGUGGCUGGCAGGGGCCUGGCUCUGGCCUUUGCAGGUGAGCCCUCCUCCCUGCCUCUGACAGGUGCCCCAGAGACACCUGAGUGCAGCUGCACAGCUCACAGUGCCCAGCCUGCCAGCAGCCCCCUGUGCCCCAGCAGCUGCAGGUCCCCCAGUGCCCAGCCUGGCAUUCCAAACACCUGUGCAGAACACACUGAUGUUCUGUCUUUCUCCACACCUGCAAAUGAAGGUGCUGCAGCUUUUCUUUCAGAGGAAGAGACACAUAAGCCAGUAACGUAUCAAAAUGUUCAAAGGAAAGCAAAUAUAAUUCCUUGCCCCACUGCACCUCAGCCACCUGGUUAUCAGCCUUUUGGCAGUGCAGGUAAACAGAGCAGCCUGUACUGGGACAGUGACAGUGAGGUUCUCUCAUCACUAGAUGAGUCCUUCACUCAUCUGUGCAACAACCUGAGUGAAGCACCUGCAGACACUGCACUCUGUGAAGCUGGCCUGAGGCUUGGACUGUGCAGGGCUCUGCCUGCACCACUGUCCCAGGUUUAGCCCCUGGUGAGAAUGCCACAGACUGGUGAUGGCAGCCCUCAGAUCAGCAGUGCUGAUGAGCUGUCUGUGAUAGCAAUGGUGGAAACCCCAGCAGAGGAACAGCUGCUGCAUUUGUUAGAGAUGAAAUGUCAAGAUUUAAACAGCAGAGGAAGAGCUACAAAGGGAACAAAAUGGAAAAGCUUUAACCCUUCUGGUAAAGGUUACCAGCAGGAGGGUGGUGAUAACAGACUAAAAUACUGACUUGCACUGCCACUCCCACAACCCCUUGAGGGAACUUGGAGAUGCAGGGGAAGUGAAGAGGUGCUGAAGAUGCAGAUGGGGCUGGCUCAGCAGCUUGGCUGGGCAGUACUGGGCUAGACUUAGAAAACUGCAGGGCCCCUGGAGCUCCGUGGCUCAGACAAGGUGGUACCUUGUCAUCUUGUAACUCCUCUCCUGAUUCUCACAGUGUGUGGGGACUCCAGACUGGCACUUGCAGUUAAAAAAAAGACCAGUAGGACUGUUAAUGGAAAACAGCAGGAAGAAUGAGAAAAAAAUGAAACUUGUGCAAACCCUUGCCCAAGAGGAUAACUGCUGUAUGGAGGCAGCCUGGCCACAUAGUUCAGGGACUAGACUGAACCAGUCUUUGGAAAUAAACUGCAUGGCAGGUUGAAUUGUUGCUUGUUUUUCAAUCAUGACUGAAGUGAGGGCUGCUCAGGUCAGCCAUGGUUCAUUGGGUUGUAGCACUCCUGCUGCCUGGGACUGGCAGCUGGGGCAGGACAGACCCUGGGACAGCUGGGGUUAGCAGGGACAGGGCCAGAGCUGGUGUCUCCACCUGACAGCAGUCUCUGAAAGGGAGCAGCAGCUCCUAGUGCAGCCUCUGGUUAUUGUCCUGGCUGGGUGUUGCCUGGGAAGCACACAAAGGUGAUGUGGAACGUUCUGACACACCUGAAAGUGGGAUAUAGGUCUGGGUCCAAAGGGAAGGUGAUUGAUUUAUCACACAGCUUCCAUAACUUACUUAUUUUGGGUUCCAUAACUUAUUUAAGUCCUGUGUGUUUAGCCCUGGCAUGGGAUAUUUGUUUCUAUAUCUGCUCAAUUAAAUAAAGAUUUUCUAUACCUGCUCAAUCAAAUAAAUGAAAGUUGCACUUA